AUGGUUCUGGACCAUCUAAUAGGCAAUAAAAGGCCAGUAAAAGACCUGAGCCCAGCUGUUAUGGGGGGUCUACCGAUGCCUAUGAAAAGCGACGAGCAGAAAAUGAUAGAGAGAGGAAUGGAGAGCUGCGCCUUCAAGUCUCUUUUGGCCUGUGUAGGAGGGUUUGUCCUCGGAGGAGCGUUUGGUGUUUUCACAGCUGGUAUCGAUACCAAUGUUGGCUUCGACCCCAAAGAUCCACUCAGAACUCCAACAGCUCGAGAAGUCCUUAAAGACAUGGGUCAGAGGGGGAUGUCUUAUGCCAAGAACUUUGCUAUCGUAGGCGCCAUGUUCUCCUGCACAGAGUGCAUCAUCGAAUCACUGGUCUGA
Molecule: messenger RNA, 366 nt
Organism: Austrofundulus limnaeus
Lineage: Eukaryota; Metazoa; Chordata; Actinopteri; Cyprinodontiformes; Rivulidae
Gene: timm22
Product: translocase of inner mitochondrial membrane 22 homolog (yeast)
Exons: 3
Coding region: 1-366 (121 amino acids)
Biological process (GO): protein insertion into mitochondrial inner membrane
Cellular component (GO): TIM22 mitochondrial import inner membrane insertion complex
Molecular function (GO): transmembrane protein transporter activity
Source: RefSeq, a predicted model, not a curated record